GGUUUAUCGCGCCAGCAGAGUAUACGCCUUUGCGCGCAGCCGCAGUCCUGGUCUGAUACGCCGGGAAGUAAACUUGAGUCGCCUUUUUGUAUCAUUUCAGUGUAGCGCCGUCAAAUCUGUGGCUAACAUUAAGCUGUGAAGGCGUUAAGGAUGGCUCAGAAGAUCAAGGUGGGCUCCGUGGUGGAGAUGCAGGGGGAUGAGAUGACCAGGGUGAUAUGGGAGCUCAUUAAGGAGAAGCUCAUCUUUCCCUACUUGGAGAUGGAUCUCCACAGCUAUGACCUGGGCAUGGAGAACCGCGACGCCACGGACGACCGCGUGACCGUGGAGGCGGCGGAGGCCGUGCGGCGCUACAGCGUGGGCAUAAAGUGCGCCACCAUCACGCCCGACGAGAACCGCGUGGAGGAGUUCCACCUCAAGCAGAUGUGGAAGUCGCCCAACGGCACCAUCCGGAACAUCCUGGGCGGGACCGUGUUCCGCGAGGCCAUCAUCUGCAAGAACAUCCCCCGCCUGGUGACCGGCUGGGUGAAGCCCAUCAUCAUCGGCCGUCACGCCCACGGAGACCAGUACAAAGCCACAGAUUUCGUGGUGCCUGGCCCAGGACGCGUGGAGAUGAAGUACACCCCCAAGGACGGGAAGCCAGUCACGUUCGUCGUCCACGACUUUGAGGGCACGGGAGGCGUGGCUCUGGGCAUGUACAACACGGACAAGUCCAUCCGCGACUUUGCACACAGCUCCUUCCAGAUGGGCCUGACCAAGGGCUGGCCGCUCUACCUCAGCACCAAGAACACCAUCCUGAAGAAGUACGACGGCCGCUUCAAGGACAUCUUCCAGGAGAUCUACGACAAAGAGUACAAGGCCCAGUUUGAGGACAAGGGGAUCUGGUACGAGCACCGGCUCAUCGACGACAUGGUGGCCCAGGCCAUGAAGUCUGAGGGCGGCUUCAUCUGGGCCUGCAAGAACUACGACGGGGACGUGCAGUCCGACUCUGUGGCUCAGGGCUACGGCUCUCUGGGCAUGAUGACCAGUGUGCUGAUCUGUCCCGACGGCCGCACGGUGGAGGCCGAGGCUGCCCACGGCACAGUGACGCGGCAUUACCGCCAGCACCAGCAGGGCAAGGAGACCUCCACCAACCCCAUCGCCUCCAUCUUUGCGUGGACGCGUGGGCUGGCCCACCGGGCGAAGCUGGACGGGAACACUGAGCUGAACAUCUUCGCCGAGUCGCUGGAGGCCGUCUGCAUCGAGACCAUCGAGGCCGGCUUCAUGACCAAGGACCUGGCUGCCUGCAUCAAGGGCCUGCCCAAUGUCCUGCGCUCCGAUUACCUGAACACCUUCGAGUUCCUGGACAAGCUGGCAGAGAACCUGAACAUCAAGCUGUCGGGCCAGUCCAAGCUGUGAUCGAACUCGCACAAACACACACUUCCGAAUCCGAGCCCAACGUCGGACCAAAUCAGAGCAGCUUGAUUCCGUCCAGAGCGGCCACCCCAGCCCCAGUCAGGUGGUUUUCGGCCCUGGCCACUGUCCACCUCUAGCCUGCAGGGGGCACUACCACCAAUCCACAGGGCAGAGGGCUGGGGUGAGCACACCGCCCUCCCCCCCAGUGUUGCCUUAACACGUACAUGCACUGGUCCAUUAAUGCCAUUUUGUCUCUAUCCUUGCCCCUACCACCUGGUUUGUCCAAUGGUCACGUCAUAGUCUCCGGUUGCCAGGUGCUCAGUAAAGCAUUGAGAAGCAUUAUAGCUGCAGGUUAAAGUCCUCCCCUGCACACAACGGGCAUUAGAUGAAGUCACUCAGAUGUUUCUGUUACUGCAAUAAAGGAUGUGGUGUAAAGUC
Molecule: messenger RNA, 1830 nt
Organism: Conger conger (European conger)
Lineage: Eukaryota; Metazoa; Chordata; Actinopteri; Anguilliformes; Congridae
Product: isocitrate dehydrogenase [NADP] cytoplasmic
Exons: 9
Coding region: 151-1395 (414 amino acids)
Biological process (GO): isocitrate metabolic process
Cellular component (GO): mitochondrion; cytosol; peroxisome
Molecular function (GO): isocitrate dehydrogenase (NADP+) activity; NAD binding; magnesium ion binding
Source: RefSeq, a predicted model, not a curated record